CUUUCCCUCCGCACGACAAUCACGUAAAGCUACACACUCAAUUGCCAAGGCAAAGAUGCUGAGACACGCUUCCCUCAGGUCGCUCCUACAGCCGCGCAUCGUCGCUUACAGUACACGCUCGAGCCUUUCAACCCUCGCCAUCCUCGAACACCAAAAUGGUAAAAUCAACCAAACCACCCUCUCGGCCGUCGCUGCCGCCGCCAAGAUAGGUGGCCCUGUGCAUGGCCUGCUUGCCGGUUCAGGCGCCAAGAAGCUCGCUACAGAAGUCGCUGCAAAGAUCUCUGGGCUUGAGAAGAUUCUUGUUGUUGAGAAUGAAGCGUAUGAUAAAGGUCUACCAGAGUCGUUUGCACCACUCGUUGUGGAGACAGUACAGGGUGGCGGCUAUACCCAUGUGUUUUGCGCACACUCGGCUUUUGGUAAAAACAUGCUUCCCCGUGCGGCUGCGCUGCUCGAUGUGAUGCAAGUGAGUGAUAUUGUUGGCAUUGAAUCGGAAGACACCUUCAUCAGGCCCAUCUAUGCCGGUAACGCAAUUGCCACCGUCCAAACCUCUGAUGCAGUCAAGCUUGUCACGGUGCGUGGAACGGCCUUUGAACCUGCUUCGGCGGAAGGCGGCAGUGCGAAUGUCGAAGAGACCAAGGAUCCCAAGGCAACGAGCCAAACGAAUUGGAAAUCCGAGCAACUCGCCAAGUCCGAACGGCCCGACUUGGCCGGUGCUGCAAAAGUGGUGAGUGGUGGACGUGGAUUGAAGGAUAAGGAGAAUUUCGACAAAAUCAUCUCUCCCCUUGCCGAUGCGUUGGGUGCAGCGGUGGGUGCUUCGCGUGCUGCUGUUGAUUCUGGCUAUGCAGACAAUUCGCUACAAGUCGGACAGACUGGCAAGGUUGUUGCACCAGAACUGUACAUCGCUGUCGGCAUCUCUGGCGCUAUUCAGCAUCUUGCGGGGAUGAAGGAUAGCAAGGUGAUUGCUGCAAUCAACAAGGAUGGCGAUGCACCCAUCUUCCAGAUUGCAGAUGUUGGACUUGUUGCGGAUUUGUUCACGGCUGUGCCUGAACUCACCCAGAAGCUGUCAUAGAAGAGCUUUUGUCCAUU
This is a messenger RNA of Protomyces lactucae-debilis, 1086 nucleotides long. RefSeq names its product electron transfer flavo protein domain-containing protein. The coding region runs from base 56 to 1069 and encodes 337 amino acids. The transcript has a single exon. NCBI's taxonomy places the organism in Eukaryota, Fungi, Ascomycota, Taphrinomycetes, Taphrinales, Protomycetaceae. Gene Ontology annotation, molecular function: flavin adenine dinucleotide binding; electron transfer activity. Gene Ontology annotation, cellular component: mitochondrion. The record is from RefSeq and is a predicted model, not a curated record.